AUGGCAGAGUCAUGCGCCCCCAUCCCCCCAAUUCGCAUAAAACAGAUCUGUGGCGAUGCUUGCAACUCUGCCCUUGGUGAUUCCCCCACCUACACCCACUCCAUGACCGAAACAUGGAACACAAACAUCAUUAAUGGUAUUCUUCGCGCACUAAUCUCCGAAUCCACACCGGCAUCCACAACCGCCUGUCCCUACAAAUACGCCGUAAAUUCGACGAUAAUACAGCAUGCUGGCGGUGCAAGAUCCGUAAGCGGGGGUGAUGACGAUAGUGCCAGUGUGACGUCACAGGCCAGGAGGGGUAUGCACAGUGCUUGUGGAGGGUACUGGAAUACCGAGAAGGAUGGAAUGUGGGCUUAUAAGCACACGCUAAAAGAUAUGGAUGUCGUCGUCUCAAUCAUUUGGAUUGGUAUCUGA
Orbilia oligospora ATCC 24927 is the source of this 414-nucleotide messenger RNA. RefSeq lists its product as uncharacterized. Bases 1 to 414 code for a protein of 137 amino acids. Gene Ontology annotation, molecular function: dynein intermediate chain binding. The transcript has 6 exons. Gene Ontology annotation, biological process: microtubule-based movement. NCBI's taxonomy places the organism in Eukaryota, Fungi, Ascomycota, Orbiliomycetes, Orbiliales, Orbiliaceae. The record is from RefSeq and is a predicted model, not a curated record. Gene Ontology annotation, cellular component: cytoplasm; cytoplasmic dynein complex.